Cololabis saira (Pacific saury) is the source of this 1810-nucleotide messenger RNA. RefSeq names its product dual specificity phosphatase 14 (gene dusp14). Bases 328 to 960 code for a protein of 210 amino acids. The transcript is spliced from 2 exons. Gene Ontology annotation, cellular component: cytoplasm. Gene Ontology annotation, molecular function: MAP kinase tyrosine/serine/threonine phosphatase activity. Lineage: Eukaryota; Metazoa; Chordata; Actinopteri; Beloniformes; Belonidae. The record is from RefSeq and is a predicted model, not a curated record. Gene Ontology annotation, biological process: protein dephosphorylation.
GCGCCUCCACCAGCGGACGGGUGGGAUGUUCAGAUGGCUGGUGUUUCUCUCGCCUCUCCGGUGAUGCGGGUGUUUGUUGCAGGGUUUGAUACAGGGUUUGAUACAGGGUUAGUUGCCGGGUUUGCUGCAGGUCUCUCCCCGCCGCCCGGCCUCUCUCCACCGGGAUCACACUGACUGAUCGCGGAGCUUUAUUUCCCCGAACACCUCCAUCUCUGCUCCCUCAGAGUCCACUGGAGCUGCCUGCCUGGUUUUGCUGCACUACUAUGAAUUUUGAGCUCUUUUGAAGAAAAAAAAAACAACUUCCUGUUUCAACAACCACUCGACUAAAUGGGUUCCCGCAGCCAAGGCUUCUUCCACCACCACCACCACCACCAUCGGAGCUCCAUGGUGCCUGCUGCCGUGCCCAGAUUGCUGCAUGACAAUGGGAGCCUACUGGGAGGCAUUGCUCAAAUUACCCCAAACCUCUUCCUCAGCAGAGGGAACGUGGCGUCCAACCGGAGCCUGCUGCUGUCUAAAGGCAUCACCUGUGUGGUCAACGCCACCAUAGAGCUCCCCAACUUCAACUGGCCUCACAUGGAGUAUGUAAAGGUCCCGCUGGCGGAUAUGCCCCACUCUCCCAUCUCCUUGUAUUUCGACAGCAUAGCGGAUAAGAUCCACAGCGUGGGUCGCAAGCGAGGGGCGGUGCUGGUGCACUGUGCAGCGGGGGUGAGCCGCUCGGCCUCGCUGUGCCUCGCGUACCUCAUGAAGUACCACCGCGUGUCUCUGGCUGAGGCGCACGCCUGGGUCAAGGCCCGCCGUCCGGUCAUCAGGCCCAACGGCGGCUUCUGGCGCCAGCUCAUCGAGUACGAGAGGAAGCUGUUUGGCAGAAACUCUGUUAAGAUGGUUCAGACACCCUACGGGGUCAUACCUGAUGUUUACGAGAGAGACCGCAGGGCACUGGCCCCGUACUGGGGCCUGUGAGCGCCUCACCGGUCCAUCCGUGCUGAGGGAUCAACAAGGUAGCGCUUUUGUCCUUCCAGACCGCAGGAUCACGCCUGUUUUAGACAGGAUAAGUUAGAUGUGUGAUUGUACGUGUGUGUGUGUGAAGCUUACUAACUGAACAAUGGUGGAUUUGUUAGGACAGAGGGAGUUGAAACAAAACACCGACCAUCAAUGGUGCUGUUGCUGGUCCAAGCAGUCGUCCCUGUAGAGUCUUAAGUUGGAAGGAAAGGGGACAUCUGACACUUAAUCCGUUGGACCAGAGGACUGUAUAUCACCAUGGCGAUUGCGUUAAUAAAUGUCCGACUGUGGACAUCAGUGCUGUCUGGCUUUAGAUCCGCCUUUCCAGUCCCAGUGCAGGCGAACACCCCACCAAGGUGUUCAUUGUGGUGGAGACUGCAGGUCUGGCGGUGAUGUCCUGUUCCUGACGUGGUGUCAUGUGAUAUUAUUGUGUCAGUUUUGAAGUAAUAUUUAGUGUGAAGGGCAGGAGCAUGCUCUUAAUUCAUGGUAGCAUUAAAGAUAAGUAUAAAUAAAAGACAAUAUAUAGAAAGAUUAUUUUAUUGGAAUGCCCUAAUAGUGGGGGUGGGGGGUGGGGGGAAACAAUUGUGCACUUUAGGUGAGCAUUCAAAGAUGUUAUAUCUGCCUUUUUAAAGGUGGAAGUUGAUUUAAAAAAAUGUAAGCUUAGAAGUCUGGGUUUAGCGAAAGCUCCUGUGUAACACAGGGUUGACUGUUCUGUCAUGUGAUCACACUAUGUUACUGUAGUGCUACUUGAUGCUGUAUUAAAAAUACCUGCUGCUUCGGAGAAGUGGCAGCUCUGAAGAGUUAUUUCUUU